AUGCACUCCCUGGAUGAACCCCUCGACCUGAAGCUCAGCAUCUCCAAGCUGCGGGCCGCGAGGGAGACCUGCGACAAGGGCCACGCCAAGCACCAUGGCCUGCGCCGGGAGUUCCGGGCCCUGCAGGACAGCCCCGCCUCCCCCCCGGAGGGCCUCCUGGCACAUUCCAAAGGGCAGGACGGCUUCUCCUCGCCCCCCACUGUCGACCUGAGCCUGUCCCCUCCUUCGGGCCUGGACUCCCCCAGCGGCAGCACCUCCCUCUCCCCAGACCGGCCCAGCAGCGGGGAGCUGGCCACUUCCUCCACCCUCCGAGAGCUGCAGUCGCUGCGCUACAUUGAAGGCCUGCACCGCUCCUUCCAGUUCUUCCUGCCCCUCGGCUCCGGGGGUGCACUCCACCUGCCCUCCUCGGCCUUCCUGAGCGGCCCCAAGGAGAAGCGCCUCUCCCCAGACUUGCCCCUGCAGAAGCAGCUGGUGUGCCGGUGGUCCAAGUGCAACCAGCUCUUCGACCUGCUGCAAGACCUCGUAGAUCACGUGAAUGACUUCCACGUCAAGCCCGAGAAGGACGCUGGCUACUGCUGCCACUGGGAGGGCUGCGCACGCCACGGCCGGGGCUUCAAUGCCAGGUACAAGAUGUUGAUCCACAUCCGGACGCACACCAAUGAGAAGCCUCACCGCUGCCCCACCUGCAACAAGAGCUUCUCCCGGCUGGAGAACCUGAAGAUCCACAACCGCUCCCACACCGGAGAGAAGCCCUACGUCUGCCCCUACGAAGGCUGCAACAAGCGCUACUCCAACUCGAGCGACCGCUUCAAGCACACGCGCACCCACUACGUGGACAAGCCGUACUCCUGCAAGAUGCCCGGCUGCCACAAGCGCUACACGGACCCCAGCUCCCUGCGCAAACACAUCAAGGCCCACGGGCACUUCAUCUCCCAGGAGCUGCUGAAGGCCCGGCCUCCUACCACCGGCCCCGACCUGCCCUUCCUCCGCGGGGCCCAGCUGGUCAUCCCCAACCCCAGUGCCCUCUUCGGCAGCCCCGGCCUGCCCCUCACGCCCGCCCCGCUGGACCUCAGCACCUUCGCCUGUGGGGGGAUCGGGGCCACAGCGCUGCCGGGCCUGGCCGGGCCUAUGAUGGCCCCCCUGGACUUGGCCAAGAGCCCCCUGCUCUCCUCCCCCUUCGCUGCCAGCGGUCUGGGGCUGCCCGUCCUCUCUCUGCUGGCCGGGGCUUCUGCCAAGGCUGGGGCCGAGCGGGCUCCCCUCGGCUGUGGGGCCCGGCUGGGCAAAGGGAGCCGCCCUCAAGGCCCCCAGAGCUGCAAGGAGGCCAACGAACGGGCAGAGCUUGCCAGGCUGGGGGGGUCGCCUCCGGAGGACCUCCCACUGCUGCCAGGGGGCGUCUUGGACCUCUCGACGGGCAUGAACUCCUCGGGGGGGAGCGGCGAGGCCCUGCCUCCGGGCUGGGUGGUCAUCCCCACGGGCUCCGUCUUACUGAAGCAAGCGGUGGUGAACUGACG
This is a messenger RNA of Heteronotia binoei (common prickly gecko), 1511 nucleotides long. It is a transcript of the gene GLIS2, whose product is annotated as GLIS family zinc finger 2. Gene Ontology annotation, molecular function: RNA polymerase II cis-regulatory region sequence-specific DNA binding; DNA-binding transcription factor activity, RNA polymerase II-specific. The coding region runs from base 1 to 1509 and encodes 502 amino acids. Gene Ontology annotation, biological process: regulation of transcription by RNA polymerase II; smoothened signaling pathway. The transcript has 6 exons. The record is from RefSeq and is a predicted model, not a curated record. Gene Ontology annotation, cellular component: nucleus. NCBI's taxonomy places the organism in Eukaryota, Metazoa, Chordata, Lepidosauria, Squamata, Gekkonidae.